Messenger RNA from Bombus impatiens (common eastern bumble bee), 990 nucleotides. RefSeq lists its product as uncharacterized. The record is from RefSeq and is a predicted model, not a curated record. The coding region runs from base 365 to 976 and encodes 203 amino acids. NCBI's taxonomy places the organism in Eukaryota, Metazoa, Arthropoda, Insecta, Hymenoptera, Apidae. The transcript is spliced from 4 exons.
GUAAAAGGAGUCGACGAAUUAUUUUUACGCAACUUCAAAAUAUUGUUAUUCGCUACAUUGAAAUGAACCGAUCUAUACGAUGAUCGAGAAGCUGGAAAAAAUUCACGGCAAAGACAAACCGGAAUCGCGUAACAAGAGACAACGAACCAAAUCUGCUAACUGGAACUUCAAACAAAUGUAGUCAGCGCGAGGCGUAUUCGCAGCGUGGCGAAGCAAUAGUCGGGCGACGCGUACGCAGGUCGACGUAACCGUGAAGGAUGUUGCUGGCUUUUCUGAGAAACUUGCUCCUCCUGUUCCUCCUGGGAGAGGUCUGAGAGCUCGUCCACCACCGUGAAACGCUGAUUUCAGCCCGUGAUUCGAAGAAAUGAGGGCCCCGUGGCUGGUGCUGAUUCUCGCUAGGAUCCUCGAGCUGGUCCUCGGGGACCACGUGUGUCACCGUAAUCACACUGACAUCAGCAUCCCCGAUCAAAGAUCAUCGGAGAUUCUGUCCAGACGAAGGCGACUCACUUUUCCAAUGGGCAGCACAUUUGUGCUGACGUUGUCCAUAUUGCAACCGAUUCAGAUUAAACUACCCAGCAACUGGAAUCUCGAUUUCGAGUUCGAUGUAAUUUGGCCAAUACCGCAGCAAGAGAAUUUCCGGAAAAAAUAUCACAAGAAGAGGCCGUGGAUGGUGAAACGACGUCAUCGUCGCGAAUUGUACGCUACUUUUGAGACAGCGUUGAACAGUCGGAACCUACCAGGAAAACAGUGCAUUCUCAGGACGAUCUGCGAGGCAAAAACGCUGUUGAGUCCACGAGGAGUGUCAUUUGUGGAAGACGUUAUUCGAUUGAUAUUAAGCAACGUUGAACGUGUGAAGGAAGUGGAUUCCUACGACGUUGCUUACAGAACAAAGAUGCCAUGUGAUGUUAUUUAUCCUUGUCCAUUUUCUCUCUUGAAGCUGUUACUUUUUAACUUGUACUCCGACGAUCUAGGUUAAUAAUAAACUUUUUU